Molecule: messenger RNA, 2039 nt
Organism: Fukomys damarensis (Damara mole-rat)
Lineage: Eukaryota; Metazoa; Chordata; Mammalia; Rodentia; Bathyergidae
Product: t-complex 10 like 2, pseudogene
Exons: 10
Coding region: 202-1410 (402 amino acids)
Biological process (GO): cilium assembly; centriole elongation
Cellular component (GO): nucleus; centriole; centrosome
Molecular function (GO): tubulin binding
Source: RefSeq, a predicted model, not a curated record
GUGGGUUGACUCAGGAGCAGGUGUUGGGGCUCCACAGAGAUGAACUGGGUCCUGAAAGUAGGUACUGUCAUCGUCUAGUGAGGCGACCCAGGCCAAGACAGGGUCUCCUCUGGACGAAGGGGGUUAGGUGUGUGGCACUGAGGAUACCGAGGUCCUGCAGAGAAGUGACCAGUCCAUCAUGUCUGCAGCAGGACACCCAGAAUGCUGACCAGUCACCUGGAGGCCAUUGAAGGAGUGGAGGUGAGCCCUGUGGAAGACCCAGGCCCAGGAGCCAGGGCCGACUUAGAGGACAUCACAGCAAGGGUCCCCAUCGAGGACCUCAGGACCGAGCAGAUGCUGCAGCAAUUACAGCACCAGGUUUCUGACCUUCGGGUUGAACUCAGGAAACAGGCAGCUCAGUGGUCUGUUGCUCACAGUGAACUCCAGGACCAGAUAGAUGCUUUGACAAAGCAGAACCUGGCACUUCAACAGGAGCUGAGGGCUAGGGGAUCGCAGGGUGCUGCAGCCACAGAGAAGCUUUCAGCCUCGCUUCCCAGGACCUGUGGAUCACGCGCUCUGGGUGUGCACAAGCCUUCCAGACUUCUGGGAGAAUCCAGUGGCAGGAAAUCACCAGCACAAGCCUCUGAUGUUCCACUGCAGGAAAAGAAGGCACCAGCCAGCAAGAAGGACACAUAUCCCUCAGUACCAGAGAGCUCUAAGGCCAGGCUUCCUGGCCAGGGCCAAGCCAGGCGGCCCCCUCGCUUCUCUGCAGACCGCAGGGUAGAGCAGAAUCCUCCUACAAAGCCAGGACCCUCCCAAGGAGUAGCAUGCCCUCUGGUAACCACCACAGAGAAGAGGGACGUACAGGAAAGACCACACACAGACAGCAAGGUGGAGUUGACACUCAGUGAUGGUCGCAUGAUUGUCACCUUCCCCAAUGGCACCAGGAAGGAGACCAGCACCGACAAGAAGACAACCAUCAUCAAGUUUUAUAAUGGGGACGUGAAGAAGAUCAAGCCUGAUCAGCGAGUGAUUUAUUACUUCUCGGAUGCUCAGACAACAUACACGACCUACCCCGAUGGCGUGGAAACCGUGCAGUUUCCUAAUAAGCAGAUUGAAAAAUUCUACCCUGAUGGCUCCAAAGAAACUGCGUUUCCAGAUGGGACAGUGACCCGGCUCAAGGCUGGGUGUGAGGAGACUGUGUUUCCUGAUGGGACAAUCACACAUGUGAAAAGGAAUGGCGACAAAACCAUUGUGUUCAGCAACGGGCAGAAAGAAAUCCACACAGCCCAGUUCAAGAGGAGGGAAUUUCCCGAUGGUACCAGCAAGACUGUGUAUUGCAAUGGAUGCCAGGAGACCAAGUACAGUUCGGGGAGGGUCAAGGUCAAAGACCAGACUGGAAAGGUCAUCCUGGACCAGAAGCAGAAGUAGAACACCCCUUAUACUCACCACAGUGUGUGAAACACCAGUGACAGUUUUUGCAAAGACAGAGACAAAACACAUUAGCUGUCCCAAGUAAUCUUAGCCCCAAACUUCAGGAGUACUUGGUCACUAGAAACUGUAAAGAAGGAGAGCUCUAGUCUCUCACUUAAGGAAAGUGGUCAGAAUAGCACUAGGUAGAUGAAAAGCUCACAAAAGCAUGAUUUCCAGUGCCUUAACCCGACUUUGUCCUUUUUGCUAAUUUUACCACAUGGGGGCCCUGGCACAGGAUAAAGCCAAUGUCAGCUGCCAGCUUCUAGGGAGCAUUUGUAUAUUAGGCUGAACCUCUGUGGGUCUGGUCUGCCAGCUCCGGCCUUCCUCAUACCUCCAGCACCAUCCAAACUCAACCUGACCCAUUCUCCUCCAUGGUUCUCCUCUACCCAUGCCCAUGUCAUUUCUUGGCCCAACAGUCAUGACCAGACCAAGGGGUGGCUAACUUAGAUUUAGAAGAAUAUAAGUAUUGUGGUCUAUGGCUGCCUCGAAAGACAAGCACUUCCUAAAAUUCUUGACAUUUUAAUUCUGGUAUAAACAUGAUGACCAGUUACUUCUUUUGUGUUGAAGGCUAUAUGGAAAUUACAAAA